CGGUUUUAGCCGAGUGGGGUCGAAGUGUCCCGCCAGCUGCUGGUCUCUAUAAACAGGCUUCUCCCAAUGCAGCUCUCCACCCGCUCUUUGUCCGCGACCGGCUGACCGACGAAACGUUCCCCUUUAAGAUGAUGUCGGAAACAAUUAUGCCUUAUUUAAUUAUUUUCUGUAAUCUCGACAGGCAGAACAAAUGGACUAAGCAGCAGCGUUGAAAAGCAGCGACGUUGAGAGAACAGUAGCAUCAUCUCAUGUGAAAGUGGCUAACAGGAGUCCGGUGUCCUUGCGUGUGUCAAAGGCAGCAGCGGUGCUUAUUGGAGGCUACGACACUUCUCCGGGACGGACAUGUAUUUCCAUAUAACAGACAAGACGGAGGAGACUCGGUGAAUGCGGUGAAAGUACUCCCCCUUUACCCCGCAAUGUGUUGGACGCUUGGAAGAGACCACUGGCAGUAGCAUUUUGGCUCACAUUUGACAACACUUCAAAAGGGUUUUCCACGUCUCUCUACCUGGGAACCAACCGUGGUCACAACAUCCUCCCUGUUAAACACCAACAAUGACUUCCCCAGACUCUCCCCCUCUUGUCUCCCCAUCCCCAUGCCCUGCUCCUCCUCCAUCCCUCCCCUCCUCCCCUCCUCCUUCCUCCCCAGCCCCGUCUUCCUCCUCCCUCCCCCCCCCGCCCUCCCUGCCUCCCACGGGUGAGGUGAUGGUGCUGGCUCUGGGCAGGAAGAAGCAGCGAGUCCUGAUAGCUCUCUCCAUCCUGCCCAACCUCUUCCUGGCCUUCCUGCUGUCUUCCGACCCCCUCAUCACCCUCUCCUCGCCCCACCACUGCCACCUGCCGGGGCCCUUACCGUCUCCCGAGGUGCUGAACGCCUCCCUGCCCUGGGAGAAAGGGGGGAGACCUGGGGAGAGCGGGGGCCUGUCUCACUGUAAGCAGUACCUCAACGGCAGCCAGUCAGCGGUGGUGGACUGCGAGGCCGGAUGGGACUACAACGUCACGGAAGGACUGAGGAACAACAUCGUCACUGAGUGGGAUCUGGUGUGUGGUCAGUACUGGCUGGUCCCAGUGGAGGAGGUGUGCUUCAUCCUGGGCAUCCUGACAGGCUGUCUGGGCCUGGGCUAUGCCGCUGACAGGCUAGGCCGGUCUAAGACUCUGCUGGCCUCUCUGACCCUGUCGGUGGUGUUCGGGGUGCUGGUGUGUGUCGCUCCGAGCCCCCCCAUCUUCAUCGUCAUGCGUUUCUGUUUGGCGGCAGCUAGUGCUGGAGUCUACCUCAUUCUGUACAUCACACGUCUGGAGCUGUGUGAGCCGUCUCUCAGGCUGCUGGUCACCAUGCUGGCCGGGCUGAUGACUGUUGCUGGAGAGCUGCUGCUGCUGGCCGUGGCUCUGGGCUGCCAGUCCUGGAGGGGCCUGCUGGGGGCCGGCGCCGCCCCCCUCACACUCUUCCUCAGUUACGGCAUUCCUGGGGUGUUCCCUGAGUCUCCUCGCUGGCUCCUUCUGUCAGAGAGAUCUGCAGACAUGAACUCCUUCACUGAGAGGAGAAACUCCAACAGGGACCUGAGGGAUGACGAGAGCUUCACAGAGCUGGACUCAGAGCCGGCCCCCUCCUCACGCCCCCACCUGUCCUACCCCGAGCUCUUCCACAGCAGGAACAUCUGGAAGAACAUGUGUGUGCUGGGCUUCACCUCUUUCAUCUCUCACGGCAUCAGUCACUGCUACAGCUCUUUCCGUGGAGACGUCAGAGGCACGGCCCCCAGCUUCUACUGGACGUACCUGCUGUCGGUGUGCGCGGGGGGGGGGGCCUGGCUGCUGCUCUGGGCCACGGUAGACCGGUUCGGUCGCCGUGGCAUCCUGCUCCUCGCCAUGACAAUGACGGGGCUGGCCUCUUUGAUCCUCCUGGGACUCAUGGAGUAUCUCAGUGAGACGGCCAUCACAGUCUUCUCAGUGCUGGGUCUCUUCUCCUCCCAGGCCACCGCCUCCCUCUGCAUCCUCUUCACUGCAGAGAUCAUGCCCACCGUCAUCAGGGGCAGUGGUGUGGGCAUAGUGCUGGCUCUGGGCUGCGUGGGCCGCCUCAGCUCCCCGCUCAUGGACCUGAGGAACCACUACGGGUACUUCCUUCACCACGUGGUCUACUCCUCCCUGGCCCUGCUGGCCGUGCUGUCCAUCCUGCUGCUGCCCGAGAGCAAGAGGAAGCCUCUGCCGCAGACGCUGGGCGACGGGGAGCAGUACCGGCGCCCCCCGCUAGGCAGGAGGAGGAGGGACAACGUGCCGCUGCUAUCCACGCCCAACCCAGAGACCUAACACACUCCUGAAAAAGAGUCGGAUGGAUUCAAAUCACCCACUCUGCAGCUAGAACAUUCACAUCCAUCAUGCAGAGGAGGAGAGCUGCACAGAUGAUUGGACAAUGAGGGACGGUGAUCAGACUCUAAGCUUCCUAACAUAUCAUCCUCAAGUCAUUCCAGGCGGUUGGGUCGAGCUGCCAUUUCUUCUUCACCAUUCUCCUCUUCCUGCCAUUCACAUGUGUAGAUCUAACAGCGACACAUGCAGGGAGUCUCCAUCCUCAUCUCCAUGUGCACACCAGCAUACACUGCUGCAUCUGUGCGUCUGUCGUAGAGAUGUUAGCUGCUUGAUACGGCACACCAGACCAGAGGGGGCCCGGAGAGUAGUCGGCAAAUUAUUCCUAGCAUUUGACGUAGAGCGUUUUUUGUGGUGUUUGAUGUGUACGACAACAGGAGAAGUGCUCGGAGGUGUGCAAAAUCAAAGCAGAGUCAGCUUUGUGUACUUUCCUGUGACACCUGUGGUAAAAUGCUCCCAUGUGGAAAAACUCUCCCAUGUGGCACUCCCAACAGGGGUGGACCGCUAUUCUCCAACAUAUGUUGUUUGAGUGUUGGUGCCUUGUAAAUACUCUAGACCUAGUUUCUUUAACUUGUAGGGCAUCUGAGUUACAUUAAAGCAGAUCCUGUAGCUGGAAACUGUACAGUACGCUGUACAGUGAAGAAGCGGUGCAGAGCACUUUGAAUUUUUAUUUUAAAGAUGGUGGUUAACUUGAGCAAAAUCUUCAAAUUUAAGGGACAGUUGUACAAACCAAUCAGUUUUGGAAUGAGGGUGGUGGUGGUGAAGUCCAUAGGGACUUGGCUUGGCAACUGGAAGGUCACCAGUUCAAGUCCUGGAAAGACCAAGUGCUACCGAGGUGUCCCUGAGCAAGGCACCGUUCCCUACGCUGCUCCCCGGGCGCCGUACAUAAUGGCAACCCACUGCUCCUAACACUAGGAUGGGUCAAAUGCAGAGAAACAUAAUGACAAUAAGUUGAAUCUUCAAUCUUUUUCAAUAAAUCUAUUACGUUACCAUUGACUGUUAGCAGGCUCAAUGUCGAGUCAAGGCAACAUAAUAAAGGAGACGGUAGCCGAAGUAAUCAAAAAAAGAAUUUAAUUAUAAUUACCACCAUGGUUGAACAAAGGAAAUAUAAAGUAAUGACAGACAAGAACACAUACUGCACAGACAGGAUCAGCCCCAGACAAAGGGGAAGGCAGAAUACUUAUACAUGAGGUAAUGACGAGACAAGACAUACCUGGGUUAAUUACAAAUGGGUACACCUGGAGGGGAAACGAUAAGGACUACAAAACCAUCACAGGAAACUACAGCUAGACAUGACGCAUCACACUAGGAGCGCCUGAUCAGGGCACAAACGCAUAACACCCCCACACCCAACUUUAUGUCCAUAACCCCAAGGCGAAAUGAGGGAAUAAACAUAAACAGAAGAAGGAAACAAGAAACAAUAAUACUGUCAGCACAAUAAAAAAUACGAAUUGUACUAACAGCACCGGUAUGGACGGCCAUAACCCCCACACCACCCCAUGGAUAAAUAGCACCCACCCCCCGACUACAGCCGUGAUAGCGCGUCAGCCAACACAUUGUCCUUGCCCUUGACGUGAACCACGUCAACAUCAAAGGCCUGCAGGAAAAGGCUCCAGCGCAUUAGCCGCUGGUUCGAAUUCCGCAUCCUGCCUAUAAAGACCAACGGGUUGUGGUCGGUGUAUAUUUUAAUCGGUACCUGGGAUGAACCGACAUACACUCUCGAAAUGGGAGAGAGCCAAAAUCAAGGCCAAUGCCUCCUUUUCAAUUGUCGAAUAGCGCCGCUGGUGUAUAUUAAACUUUUUAGAAAAAUACGACACCGGAUGUUCUAUACCCCCGUCAUCGUCCUGCAGAAGCACCGCGCCUGCGCCCAGCUCACUAGCAUCCACAGCCAACUUGAAAGGCUUUGUGAACACAGGCGCUGCGAGGACAGGAGCACUGACCAAGAUGGACUUUAAUUGCUGAAACGCAAAAGUGCACCUAGGCGUCCACUGAAAUGGACUGAAAUGGGAUCUUCGGGCUCAAGAGAUCCGUGAGGGGAGAAGCUACCGCUGAGAAAUUCCUGCAAAAACCCCUAUAAUACCCCGUCAUCCCCAGAAAACACCGGAGGUCCCGAUGUGUAGCAGGCUCUGGAAAGCCAAGUAUCGCCUCCACCUUGGAGUGGACAGGGCGGACCUCCCCCCGCCCCACUACCUUGCCAAGAUAGGUGACGGUCGUCCUGCCAAACUCGCACUUGGCCAGGUUUAGGGUCAAGUUUGCCUGACCAAGCCGGUCAAAAACUUCCCGCAAACUAACCAUGUGCCCCUCCCAAUCGUCAGAAUAGAUGACGAGGUCAUCGAGGUAGGCCUCACAAUUAGGUACGCCUGACAGCACACGAUUCACCAUCCUCUAUAUUACCGUAUAUUGCAGGAAACUGUCAGGUGUCACGAACGCAGAAAUUAGUUUAGCGCGAUCCGUAAGUGGCACCUGCCAGUAUCCUUUCAGCAAAUCCAGCUUGGUUACAUAAGACGCACUCCCCUCCCUGUCGACACAGUCCUCCAUUCUGGGCAAUGGAAAACUAUCAGGCCUAGUUACGUUAUUUACCUGGCGAAAAUCCGUACAAAACCUAUCUGUCUUGUCUGACUUAUCAACCAAUAAGCACGGCGAGCUCCAUGGGCUGAAACUGGGCUCAGCGAUAUUGUUAGUGAGCAUGUAUUCCACCGUUUUCUGUAACCGCGCCCGCUUAUAUGGAUUCACGCGAUACGCGUGCUGUUUAAUGGGUAAUGCCUCCGCCACAUCGAUGUCAUGUUGUAAUACAUUAGUGCGCGAAGGAAUAUCGGAGAACAGCUCACAAUGAGACCCAACCAAACCCCUGAUAUCAUCUCGCUGCGUUGUUGAUAAAUGGCCAAGAUGACAGUCAAGAGUGAUCAAUGACUCAGUGUUUGUCAACCGUCCCUCCACGACCGCCUUGGAUGGAAUAAUGACGUCAUCUUCCAGUUCUCCAACCCCCUCUGAAAAACAAAGACUGUCAUUACUCUCAUCAAUGCUAGAUGGGGCCAACAUACAAACUGACACCGGCACAGUGGACACACUCGCAGAGGGAACAACAAUACUGUCAAUAGGAUUCACCAGAGGCUCCCUCACAUAAUAUGGCUUAAUCAUAUUAACAUGACACAAGCGAGUCUUCCGCCCACGAUCCGGUGUCUCGAUCAGGUAGUCCAAAUCCCCUACUUUCUCUCUAACCAGGUACGGCCCACUAAACCGUGCUUGUAAGCUGGAGCCUGGGACAGGCAACAACACUAAAACCCUCUCCCCUGGCACAAACAUUCUAUCCCGAGCCUUCCUGUCAUACCAGCCCUUCAUCCUCCCCUGUGUGUCACUCAGAUUUGUCCUCGCUAGUUCACAUGCCCUCUUCAGCUUCUCCCUAAAGCCACAGACAUAGUCUAACAGGUUCUUCGGCUCGCUCUCCCCCAACCACUUCUCCCUCAGCAGCUUAAGCGGCCCCCUAACCGAAUGCGCAAAUACCAGCUCUGCAGGACUCAGCUGCUCGAAUUUAAACUCUAGUUCCAUCUUCCUCAGCAAAACCUGGUUCUCCGAAACCGGGUCACAUGUGACUACCUCCUCCUCCUCAGGUUUGCCCACAGAGCACUCCAUAACCUCCUUGGCGGUCAAAGCCUCCACCAGCGCUAACCGCUGCUGCUGCUUUUUCAUGCUCGGGGCAAGCCUGACACCGUAAUAAUCUGCUAUCCCCGAUAAUUCCUCCCUAGUGCACAAGCCCAACAAGUUGACCGUUGGCCUAGCCACAAAAUCACAUACCUUCACAGGCAUACCUGCCCUAGUACCCGUCGCACCGGGGGAGGAAGAAACUAAAGAACCAACCCCGCUUCCACCAGCAUAUACGACCAACCAAUUAACAUAUACACAAAAAAAAAAAAAAAAAACGGCUUCACCCUACACGUCUGUACAGUCUGUUCUUAAUAACUCUGGCCACCGCUCCCCUACCGCUAUACACUAAAUAGAGAAGAGCACCGGUAUGACCUUCUGAAGCAUCCACACUCAAAAUUAUUCGCAAGAGAUUAACAACUGUCGUGUGUUUUAUAAAAAAAAAAAACCUAAAGCCCAUCCCUUAAACGUUUCCAUCCCUCACUAUCAGACCCCCUAUAUAACUAACUAGCUGACAUACGCCGGCCUAGGAGGAGCCUGACAGGGUCUUCCUACUACCCCGACCAGCAUAGAAAAUGGUCCAGCUGCCCUAGCUGGAUGAAAACGCUCCUUAUUGGAGAAUUAUUUACCAAGAGGGUAUAAAACAUGGGCCACACACACGACACUGUCAACCAUAAUUCAAAGUGUGGACUAAGCUCAGCGGCCACCACCAAAUUCCUGCUCAAAUCAGUUUGGCACAAGCCCCCAUAUUACGUUACCAUUGACUGUUAGCAGGCUCAAUGUCGAGUCAAGGCAACAUAAUAAAGGAGACGGUAGCCGAAGUAAUCAAAAAAAGAAUUUAAUUAAUAAUUACCACCAUGGUUGAACAAAGGAAAUAUAAAGUAAUGACAGACAAGAACACAUACUGCACAGACAGGAUCAGCCCCAGACAAAGGGGAAAGCAGAAUACUUAUACAUGAGGUAAUGACGAGACAAGACACACAUGGGUUAAUUACAAAUGGGUACACCUGGAGGGGAAACGAUAAGGACUACAAAACCAUCACAGGAAACUACAGCUAGACAUGACACAUCACACUAGGAGUGCCUGAUCAGGGCACAAACACAUAACAAAAAAGGCCUUAAAACAGAAAAGAGUUCAAACUGUGUAAACCAAUUCUUUGGUCUGGCCUGGAGCCAGCAAUAUGUAUGUCUUAUUUAUGUUGUUAUUAAUCUUAAUCAGUAAAUUAUCCAGAGUCCUAGCAUUUUUAAGUAUUAAGCUAAAGAUUUUUAAAUUGGGUUGGCUGCAAACUGUCACAACAUUCCUCUCUGCAUGUCCGGGAGCACUGCAGGGCGUUUUUCUGUAUUUCCUCAGAAGCUAACAGUUAUUUAAUAACUCUCUAGAUGACCAGCUGUAAAAGAAUAGACGGGUAUGAACAGUAGAAGUUUAAAUAUGACUUCUAUAACCAGGCACAUAUAUUGUAUGUCAGCACUAAAAUGUGUACGUUUUGAAAGAGGUCAUCGGUUAUCUUGCCUGAAUGUUUAUCGAUGCUGGAGAAAGGGCCCGGUGAUUAUGCUCAAUGGGAGCUGAAGAGGGCCCUAGAGCUCCAAAUGAACCCCCGACUCCUCAACCACGCACCGAGGAAAUACUUUCCCUUAUGGCUUUUUUAUUUUUGAGUGUGCUGGCUGAUGUUCCACAUGGUUACAUCAUGACGGAGAAUUACCAAAGCAUGGCCAUUUUAGUGCUUCACAAAAAUAUCCCAAUGUAUGCUUGUGUUCUUGGGUAAUUAUUUUUCUGGGUGUGUGAUUUUUAAGAGGAAGCGGGAGUCAUUUGGACUCUGACGUAAAGGAUUUACUAAAAUAAUUAUGAAGGACACUUUAGCUGAUGGCUUCUUCCUCCGUCAGCCUUAUGUAAAUGUUCUUCCCCUCUUUGUAUGUUGCACUCAAAGUCCUAACAUGUAUACACUGAUAAUUAUUAUCACUAUGUUUUACUUGACUCGAGUAGUAUUAUGUCUGACACCACUGAUGACCUGUUAAAUUAUGAGUGUUAUGCAGUUAACUAUAUAACCUGAUUUAAUGUCAAAUAAAAUUGGUUGAAUAAA
Messenger RNA from Gymnodraco acuticeps, 8066 nucleotides. It is a transcript of the gene slc22a17, whose product is annotated as solute carrier family 22 member 17. NCBI's taxonomy places the organism in Eukaryota, Metazoa, Chordata, Actinopteri, Perciformes, Bathydraconidae. Gene Ontology annotation, biological process: transmembrane transport. The record is from RefSeq and is a predicted model, not a curated record. The transcript is spliced from 10 exons. Gene Ontology annotation, cellular component: membrane. Gene Ontology annotation, molecular function: transmembrane transporter activity. Bases 553 to 2295 code for a protein of 580 amino acids.